Molecule: messenger RNA, 2737 nt
Organism: Vollenhovia emeryi
Lineage: Eukaryota; Metazoa; Arthropoda; Insecta; Hymenoptera; Formicidae
Gene: Nopp140
Product: nucleolar and coiled-body phosphoprotein 1
Exons: 4
Coding region: 114-1892 (592 amino acids)
Cellular component (GO): nucleoplasm; nucleolus
Source: RefSeq, a predicted model, not a curated record
UCUCCACGAGUAGCCCACUAGAGAGCCGGCACGAGGACGAGGCGUACGAAAGCAAGUAUAACCAUCCGUUCGAGGGUGUUGCUCACUUACGAUUGGCAUUCGUUUCAAGCACCAUGGUUGGCGUUGAUGAUCUAUUUGUCAGCUCUCUCGUGCACGAAUAUUUAUUGAAGAAAGAUGCAUCGUUGGCGCUCAUCUUCCAGAAGAAGACGAAAGCGCCUGCCCUACCAAAAGGAUCCCCGACGAUACUAGACGUAUUUCAGUUUUACCAAAAGAAUUCUCCGAAAAAGAUCACGGUCAUCGCGCAAAAUCAGGAAAGCAGCUCGGAAUCCAACUCGGAAAGCGAAGAGGAAACGGAAAAGAGCGUUGCACAAGUUAACGGCAAAAAAUCCACUGUUCAGAUGGUACCUCUCAAAAAAGUAACCAAAUCCUCGGAGGAGUCUUCUAGCGAAGAUGAGGAACAGGCCGAAAAAGUAACACAAAAGAAAACUACAAGUGCCAAGGUUCCUCCUGCGAAAAAGGAAGAGAGUUCAGAUGAUGAUGAUGAUGACGAGGAUGAGGACGAACCGCCGAAAGUUGAAACAAAAACAAGUGACAAAGCGAAAUCUACUCCUGCGAUUAAAGCAGCAAAGGGAAUCGUAAAAGCGCUUCAAUCGUCCACCAAAACUUCAACGAAUUCAUCCUCCGACGAUUCAUCUUCCAGCGAUUCUACGGACGAGCCAUCGACAUCCAAACAAACUAGCAAACAGUCAAUUAAGACGUCCACGCCUAAAGUAAUGGCAGUUGCAAAAACACAAAAACAGAAUAAACCGAUUGCAAAAGAAGAAUCGUCAUCAGAAUCGAGCGAGGACAGCAGUGACGAGGCAAAACCAAGCAAUGUUUCUAGCGAUCUGUCUCGUACUCUCGACACAUCAAGUUCGAAUGUCUCUAAGAAAUCAACUUCAGUAGUUGUUGCUAAGAAAAAAGAAUCUUCCCUGAGCGAAGAAGAGAGCAGCGAAGAAGAAAGCAGCGAAGAGGAACCUAAAUUAGUGGCAAAGGCGCAAAGUCAGAGUAAGCCCACGCCAGCAAAAGCAGUUAACAAAUCGGAAUCGUCAACUAGUGAAGAGAGCAGUGAGGACGAGAAGGAGUCUAGGACGAAGAAACCAAUUGCUAGUAAAUCAACAGUAGCAACCAAGGCUAGCGCCAAGAAAAAAUCCAACGACGAGGAGAAACAGUCGGUUAAGAAGCCAAUCUCGGCAGCCGCUACCAAGAAACCAGCUACAAUUGCCGCCACCAAGAAGGAAGAAUCUUCCUCGGAUGAGAGUAGUGAAGAGAGUAGUGAAGAUGAAGCAGCAGCUCCCGCUAAGCAAAAUACCGCUAAUAAAGUUGACUCUAUAAAGAAAAAAGAGUCCGAGUCAAGCGACGAUUCGAGCGAAGGUGAUUCGGAAGAUGAGGCACCUGCAAAGGCGCCGGUCAAGGCAGCUACGAGCAAAAAAGAAUCGUCAAGCGAAUCUGAUGCCAGCGAUUCCGAUGAAGAGGAGGCAAAAGUUGAGGCACCAGCUGUAGGACAGAAAAGGAAACUCGCCGACAAUACUGAGGACAAACCAACAGCCAAAGCUGCAAAAAAUAACUAUGGCAACUUUGUCAAGGCUAACAGCAACUUGAAUGGAAACAAGCCACAGAGAAAUCGUACGUUUCAACGCGUGAAAAGCGACAUCCAAUUGGAUCCUAAGUUGGCUAAUAAUUCCUUCGAAGCAAAGAAAGGCGCACGAGGUUCCUGGGGAGAACGCGCCAAUGAAGUACUGAAAUUUACUAAGGGCAAAAAGUUCCGACAUGAGAAGCAAAAGAAAAAGCGUGGUUCUUAUCGCGGAGGACAAAUAGAUAUGAGUGUUAAUUCCGUUAAAUUCGACGAUUAAACAAUUGUAUUGCUUCAUUAUCACUACUUCAUUUUCAUAUCUAGAUCAAUAAAAUAAUCGGUUAAGUUCAAUACUCAGUUUUACGAGACAAGUUGCGACAUGAAAAGCGAUAAAAAGUAUGAUUCUUGUCACAUGAGAUACCCAUAUUAAUUCCGUCAAGUUUGAUUAAACAGUCGUUAAUUUUUUUUAUUAUGACCGUAUUUAGUUAAGUAAAAUAAAUAAUUAAGUUUAACACUGAUUUAUUCUGUAAACAUGCCUAACGAAAUAUACAAGAUAAUUGUUGUUCAGUAUUUUAAAGAAAAGACUAGAUGUUUUAACGAGUUUGGCUGAAUGUGAGUAUACACUGAUGUACAAAUACAACUGCAAGUUUAAGCUAUGUGCACUAUACAUAAUUGAAAUUCAUGAAACAUAAAGUGGAAGCAAGUAAAAUAUUUCGCAUAAAUUAGCGUAUUUAACGUAGAAUAUUUUAUUCAGCUAGGUAUUUGUAUUAUGUGAUUAUGCAUAUAGUCCACAUAUACUUUUAAUCUGUAUCAUGUACAACCGAGAUUGCUAUUGGAGAAAAUUCACACUAUUGAACCCACUAUUAUCAAACAGUAUACACUCGAUAAAACCACGUGUUCCUUAUUGUUCGCAGUUGUUGAUACUUGCAACAUUUGCUUAAUUUUCCAUAUGUAUGUGUCAUGAAAGUCUGUUAAUCUUUAAUCUUAUCAAAGACAGUGCUAAUAAUACAAGAGAAGGAUGUUUUUAAGUAUACUAUAAAUUACAUUAUAACAAAUACUGUACAUUCGUUUUAGAGCAAUUAAGAGUUGAUAGUAAUAAAUGUUACAGUGUUAUUUUUUAUUACA